UCGUGUGGAUACUGGGAUCACAAGAAGUAGAUGCUGCAUUUUGUACUGGAUUUCUUGUAGAAUGCAGAACGGUGCAACCUACGCCUCGUCACUUCCACCACGCAUCCAAGCAGCAAACCUGUUGCUUGUAUCAGUUGAGUUGUUAGCGGUAUCACUCGUGGAAGUUCUGGUGUUCGCACUGAUAAAGUUCAAGCAUUCGUAUGUGUUACUACGAUAUUAUAAUAUUGGUUGUUUUUGAUCCGCCUCUUUUCAUCGUUAAGUUGUGAUAUAAAUAGUGAAUUGAUUUGUGAUAUUACAUGAUGUAUUCGCCUCAUGGACAUUGUGUGGUGGUUUUAUUAAUGUAUCAAAAAUUAAGCGACGUGUUAAUUAUGCUGGUAUGUUUCUUGAAAUUCACCGAAAUUGUUAAAAGUGUACGAAUUACGAGCACAUAGAGUAUGUAUUGUACAAUUGUACAUCAGUUCGCCUGCUGCAAUUCGAAUUAUUAUUAUUAUUAUUAUUGCAUCAAGACAAUGGAUUGCGGAUUACAUUGCGGAGUGCAGACAAUUAUUUUACAAAAAGAUUUUGAUUAACAUCCUUCGGAUUUUGGUUUUGCAAUCGUAAAAGGGGCACGCACAAUUUGCUUUUAAUUUCUAAAAGAUGCUACUCUUAAACAAUGGCACAGUUGCAGACAGGAAUAGAAUGCACUACGCCAGUACAGUAAUACAUUUAAUAUGCACUUGGAAUUGGUUUAUCUAUAAUACAACGUAUCACCUAAUCUGCCUGCGCACAACUGUGCACGCCGCAUUUAAUUAAUUCAGCUGUUUUCGUCAUAAGUUUACUUCAUGGGCAACUAUUCCUUCUGGUAAAACUUCCAACAAGUAAAUCUAACAAAAUGAACAGUAAUAAUAUCGUUUCUAAACAAAACGGCGUUAAUAAUCGUCAUAAUACGAGUCAUAAUCUCGUAUGUUACGAUGCGUGAAUCUGUGCAGAUGCUGUCCUUACUGUUCACUAUACGCAAAAAAUUCUUAUGCCGUCGUCUGGCUGCACGGUACAAAGCAAUUAAUUUACCGCUGCCGGCAAAAUUAAAGACACGUUCGCACAUUAGUUGCAACAUCGUAUUAUAUUCGUACCGUUCUUAAUCGAACAUCUUCGACAGCGAACGUACUUAUUGACCAAUAGUAGUGUCCAAGAAAAAGAAGAUCUCUGCAACUUAUUGGUCAUAAUGUUGCUGUAAAAUCAUAUAUACAGAGCACAUAAACGUACACCGAAACUUCUGCUGUGCGCACAAUCGCUUACUUUCCUAGCAGGAAAAUAAGAAUGCUUGACAAGUGUUUAUGACUAUACGAUAGUAGCUGAAGCGGAAAAAGAUCUGACCUGAUAAUUUUUGUCAGCUCAAAUAUUGCAGAUUCUGUGCUGCCAAUUACUGAGCAUCUGGAAUCAUUUUAGCAAAUCCGGCAGCUGGUCAUGGCGUGCUGAUAAUUUAGCAAUACUUCUGCAUUUGAUGUUGAGUAAUUGACUGUGCGCGCCGAAUUAUUGCACAAGAUACAAUUGUAAAAUUAAUUAAUACAAUCGAAUAUAUUUCUCUGGUUGUAUAACCGGUGCACCAAUUUUUAAAAUUUAUUUACUUGUUCUACCUGGGUUACUUCUAGUUAGUUCACGAUAAUUAAUUUAGUUAUGGAGACGGGAUCGAAAAUUGUUACUGUGUUUAUUUCUGUCAUCAUCUGCGGUUGCUUCGGUUCGACAGAGCUCGGCGGACCACCCCCGGAAGAUCUUCUGAUACCUGUCACCUAUGACCUUCCGAUAAACUCAUCGGUGGUUAGUCUAUCCCGUUUGUUUCCAGCCGGUACAAAUUUCUCGAUGACCUCUUUGUAUUAUCAAUCGCGGACAACUUAUGCCCAGCCGUCCUUGGCGUUUUUCCUGGACAAUCAGCAACUAACUUUGCGAUCCCAGGAAAGUCUUAGUCAGUAUAACCGAGGAUUCUUCAAGAUCAAAAUAAAGAAGUACUCAUUGCUGGGACCAGAUAGCGGAAUCGAAACCGUUGAUGAACUAAAAGUAUUUAUCGUGGACAAAAAUAGCGCUUUGAAAGUUGUGGCUAAGCAAAAUGUGCAAAUAUUAGAGAACUAUAAAGCGGAUAUCUUACAUUCUCUUGAGAGCACAAUCCUGUACAACGGCCAGAAGGUGAACUUUAUUGCGGAGAAAGUUCGUUAUACAAUUACGGAUGGAGUGGUCGAUAUGAAUCAGGCGGAACUAUGCUUCUAUGUUGUUAUGCCACCUGGCUUUGUGCUACCGGGACAGGAAAUUCUGGCACUUCUACAGCCCACCGGGAAUUCACUGUUGCAGCUGUCAUAUGAAAGAUACAAUAUUUCAAAGAUAAUAUCCUGUAUUCCCGAUCCAAAUACGUCGCCAAAUUACAAACUGGACAGCUUAUCCAUCGGUCUACUGGUGCUGGCUGUUGCACUGGCCAUUACACUGAUUUGCGCAAUCAUCUUCAUAUGCUGCUGGAUACGCAUGAAGAAGCUGCAGGCCACCGUGACAUGUAUCUCCACCUCCGCAUCCACCCAUCAUCCGUCGUCGCCGGCACAUAUUUAUGCGAUGCCGAAAGUGUCUUAUUAUCAGAAUGGCCACUUUGCCGCCCCACCACCCUGGCCCCAUUUAUCCGGCUAUCCGUUCUACGAUGUCAGUUUACCGGCGAAACGGGCAACCUUACCCAGUUCCUGUGAUGUCAAUUAUGAAUGGCAGGAAAGCACAAUGGAUCUGGCGGUGGAUGCCGACAGUCUCACCCAGGGAUCUAUUCUGCAUUUAGCGGAAACCUCUUCUUCGGCGCCCAGCAUAGCGGAGGAUACUCCGUCUCGAAAUACAUUAACACCCUCUCCGCAUUCUGAACUAGGAUCGGCUCAUGUCGAAAACACGACCUUAUAGAAACUGCUUUUACAGUAAACGCAUUUUAUCUAAAUUGAUUUUUUUGGAAAGAUUGCACCUCUCAAAAUCAGGCUUUCAAAUGCUUCGCGAAUACAUAAUUAAUGUUGACGGGUCAUGACUCACAAUGAGCAAUUGAGCAUAGAACGAUUUUAUUACUGUACUACAGUACUUAAUUUAUUCAACGAUUCUAUCGUCGAGCCAAUAAACACG
Molecule: messenger RNA, 3108 nt
Organism: Paramacrobiotus metropolitanus
Lineage: Eukaryota; Metazoa; Tardigrada; Eutardigrada; Parachela; Macrobiotidae
Exons: 4
Coding region: 1654-2898 (414 amino acids)
Source: RefSeq, a predicted model, not a curated record